Molecule: messenger RNA, 3867 nt
Organism: Capsicum annuum
Lineage: Eukaryota; Viridiplantae; Streptophyta; Magnoliopsida; Solanales; Solanaceae
Product: ABC transporter F family member 4
Exons: 4
Coding region: 503-3406 (967 amino acids)
Source: RefSeq, a predicted model, not a curated record
UGCAACAAUAAUAUCACUAUAUUAAAAAGCAUAUCUCUACAAAUAUAGAAAAACAAAAAGAAACAAAAAAGUAGUAAAGAAUACAAAUACAGAUUCUUUAGGUGACCUCCUAUUAUUUCCUUCAAAUUUCAUCCCACCGUUUGGAUUUUAUUUUUUUAAAAUAAUUUUCAGAAAAUUAUUUAUUUUAUAUAUAGCCCAAGAUAAAUCUCUCAUUUUUUUUUCUGGGUUUUGCGUAUUUCCCCCCCUCUUCCUUUAUCAGGCGGAUUCACUUUCUUCUCCAAUUAAGCGGUGGCUAUAGUGGUGCAUGAGAUUAUCACGUAAUUUGAUCUGAUGCAAGUUGUUGAUUUGUGCCUCCUAAUUUGCUCUGAUUAAAGUUGUCGGUUAGUGCUUCCAGUUUGAUCUGAUUCAAGUUGUCGCUUUGUGCUCCCAAUUUGCGUUGAUUCAAGUUGUCGGUUGAUCUGAUUCAAGUUGUCGGUUUGUGCUCCAUUGGGUGUGAGAAAGGAUGGCAAGGGGAAGCAAAGUUGCACGAAAGACUAAUGGUAGGAGAAAGGCUGGAUCCACAUAUAGAGAUUCAGAUCAGUCAGAUGAGGAUUACAGACUCGAUGACGAUGAAGAGUUUGAUGAGUCAGAAGAUGGAUAUUCUUCUUUCGUUGGAGAUGAGUCUGAAGAGAGUUUAGGUGAAUAUGAAGAUGACGAUGAGGAACUAAAGCCGAGGAAGGUGAAAAGGGCUGUUCGAUCAAGAGCAUCAAGCAGAAAUAAAAAAGGCACUGUAAAGCCUAGAAAGAGAAAGAGAGUUUCAUAUAGAGAAGAUGAUGAUGAGGAUGAUGGAGUUGAUGAAGAUGAGGAGGAGUUCACACCAGAUUGCUUGGAUGAAGAAGAAGAGUUUACAGUAACGAAAAGGACAAACAAUUCUAGCAACCGAAGGUUGCGUAAGGGCACUGUUAAAGAUGAAGAUGAUGAGGAAUUCACACCAGAUUGCUUGGAUGAUGAAGAAGAGUUCCCAGAAACGAAAGUGUCGAACAAUUCUAGCAAGCGACGGUUACGUAACGGCACUAUCAAAGAUGAAGAUGAUGAGGAAUUCACACCAGAUUGCUUGGAUGAUGAAGAAGAAGAGUUUCCAGAAACGGAACUGUCGAACAAUUCUAGCAAGCGACGGUUACGUAAGGGCACUGUCAAAGAUGAAGGUGACGAAGAUGAUGAGGAAUUCACACCAGAUUGCUUGGAUGAAGAAGAAGAAGAAGAAGAACUUCCUGUAAUGGAAGAGACGGAAAAUUCUAGCAAGCGACAGUUACGUAAAGGAAAUGUUAAAGAUGAAGAUGAUGAGGAAUUCACACCAGAUUGCUUGGAUGAAGAAGAAGAAGAAGAGUUUCCAUUAACGGAAGAGACGGAUAAUUCUGGCAAGCAAUGGUUACGGAAGGGCACUAUCAAAGAUGAAGUUGAUGAAGAAGUUGAAGAUGAUGAGGAAUUUAAUCCAGAUAGCUUGCAGGAAGAAGAGGAUUUCCCAGUAGCGAAAGGGAUGAAGAAUUCAAGCCGGUUACGGAGGCAUAAGGGCACUGCCAAAGAUGAUGACGAGGAUGAUGAUGAAGAAGAAGACAAGGAUGAUGAGGAAUUCACUCCAGAUGAUUUGGACGAAGAAGAGGAUAUUCCAAUUACGAAAGGGAUGAAGAAUUCAAGCAAGCCACAGUUGUGUAAGGGCACUAUCAAAGAUGAUGAAGAGGAUGAUGAUGAUGAUGAUGAGGAAUUCAAUCCAGAUAGCUUGGAGGACGAAGAAGAGUUUCCAGUAAUGGAAGGGAUAAAGUAUUCAAGCAAGCCACGGUUGCGUAAGGGCACUACCAGAGAACAAAAGAGAAAUAGAAACCAUAAAGAGUUGAAGAAGAUCACAAGAAAGAAACCACAGAAGAACCAGCGAUUGAAAAGGAAAGCGAGAUCUGAAAAUGACGAGGAGUUCAUAGAUGUUGAUCCAAUCAUGAAAGAAAAGAACAAAAAGAAUGCAGGUCAGAGGAGGAAGAGAAAGAGAUUAACCGUAGAUUCUGAUUCAGACUUUGUUGCGAGCUCUGGAUCGUCUGACCAUGAGUUUACCAUCUCUGAAGAAGAGAGGGAACAAGUUAGAGAGGCUAGCAAUUUUUGCAGGAGCUUGGUUACAACUUGGAGGGGCUCAGCGUCUUUGAAAAAUCCACCCAGAGAGGAAGCUCCGCGCCUACAAAGAAAACAUCCAGGAAGAAAGGCUAAAGAAAAGGUGGAGGAGUUAAAGAGUGAAGCCGGAAAGCAGAUUUGUGGCAUAUGUUUGUCUGAAGAAGGUAAGAGAACAGUUAGAGGGACAUUGAAUUGCUGCAGUCAUUAUUUUUGUUUUGCUUGCAUCAUGGAGUGGUCCAAAGUGGAAUCCCGCUGUCCACUGUGCAAGCAGAGGUUUGUGACGAUCAGUAAACCUGCGAGGUCAGACACUGGCUUUGAUUUGAGGACUCUGGUUCUUCAAGUCCCUGAACGUGAUCAGGUUUAUCAACCUUCUGAGGAGGAGCUUAGGGGUUACCUUGACCCAUACGAAAAUGUAUUAUGUACAGAGUGCCAGCAAGGUGGGGAUGAUGCUCUUAUGCUACUUUGUGAUCUCUGUGAUUCACCUGCGCAUACUUAUUGUGUUGGUCUUGGACGUGAGGUGCCUGAAGGUAACUGGUACUGUGAAAGCUGUCGGCCAACUGCUCUUGCUUCUUCAAACCCACAGAAUCUGAAUCCGAUGCCUGGCAGUUUUUCUGUUGGUUCACCUCCUGUUGCCAAUGUAAGAGAAACAUUUGAUCUUAAUGAAAUGUAUAUACCUGAUACCCCUUUGACUGAAGAGUCAGGUGAUUUUCAAUCUCCCCGAGAUGGUCAAGUUUCUUCUCUAGCUUCUGGGAUUGGGGCAUUUACAGUUUCUGACCGACGCAGAAUACAAAGGCAAAUACAUCAACUCCUUAAUGACAGGAGGAGACAACUUGGGAACGUUACUGGGACCUUCGGUGGUGUAUCAGGGAAUAGUAUCUUUGGUUCUCAAAUUGCUCGAAGUAGGGAAUUAGCAGCUCAACCUGCUGUCGCACAAAGGGCAGCACCUCAUAAUACAUUUUUCCGGGGAAGGCAACUGGAUAAUGCUCAUUUAUCUCAAAAUCGGAACUUUGUACCCCAAACAUCAAGUAAUUUGAGUGGGCAACUGAAUUUGAAUGGAGCCUCUACAUCAUCACAAAGUUUUUUUGGGGAAUUUUUGGAAAGUGAAUUGCAGGGGACUGAUGCAAGUUUCAGCUUUGGUUUGGUUCAUCAGCCACUCCAUCCCUGCAGUAGCAGAUCUAAUGUUGGGCCUGAUACUAGCACUUCUCCUUGUCAAUUUAGAGAGCCUGCAGUACCUUCAAGGACAUUGCCCAGCACUCUUAGAAGACCAUUUUAGCUGCAUGUGCUUGUGAAGUGAAGCUCCUUGUGCGAUUGACCAUAAUUUGUAAUUAUGUUGGGAGACUAGCGGGCAGCCAAAUCUCCCAGGUGGAGGGUCGGUGUGCUCUUGCCUCUUUUUGUAUGUAAGGGAUGAUGGUGAGGGAAUCACGAGUACAGAAGGCGUAUGCUGUUUGUUGAAGCAUUGGGAUUUGAUGUACCACUACUCCAGAAAUAACGUUAGCCAUUCUUUCUGCCCAUUGACCCUGCCGUACAAAUCCAUUUGUUAGGAUAGAAUUUUCAUCUUUACACUUGUAUACCUCGCUUUACUGACAAAAGAUGCCUUGAUUGCUGUUAAAAAUAUGCAACAAUUGUUGUUAUUUGUCAUUGUUAUUAAUUAGCCAAUUUGUUAUCCGAGAAUGAUACUCAGCUGUUAGAUAUGUUGGAAUUCUGCCAAUGACCAAGAUGACUGCUGUUUUUCUG